AUUGCAUUCUCCAUCAUGACGGCGAGCGCGGCCGAAACGUCGGCCCAGCACUUCUCGCACGAUAACCACCACCAUUCCCCUUCCCCGACUUCAGACACAGGCGAGCCGCAGCAUGUCCUGAUCCUCUACGCGUCCGAGACGGGCGACGCCCAGGACGUGGCGGAGAGAGUCGCGCGUGCGUUCCGCGCUCACCACCGCCGCGCAAUCACCAUGAGCAUGGACGCGUACGACAUCGCGGACUUGCCCCAUGAGCCGCUGUUGAUUCUCAUCACGAGCACACAUGGGCGCGGCGAGCCGCCACCCGCCAUGCGCGGGCUGUGGAGCAAGCUGAUUCGUGCCGGCCUCCCGAGCCACAUUCUAGAGGACGUCCACUACUCGCUGUAUGGGCUGGGAGACUCGUCGUACGAGCGCUUCUGCUUCGCAGGCAAGAUGCUCGCUCGAAGAAUGGAGAGCCUCGGCGCCCAGAGCCUCGUUGAACCUGCGUGGGGCGAUGAACGUGCUCCGGACGGAAUCGAGGAAACCCUUCUACCAUGGCUGGAGCGGACGCUCGCAGCCAUUGUUCCCUACCUCCCUGGCCCGUCAUGUGCGCCCCGCCCCGACACUGAGCUUCCGCCACCAAUCUACCGACUGGAACCCGUCGAGGAUGCGGACGUAGCCAAGGCGCUAGACAGGCUACACCUUGCCAGCGCGGACCCGUCCGACUCGAAGGCGGAGUAUACCGACAUCCCGCCAGCUGACUCACGCAAUGGCAGUGAGGCUAACGGCAUCACGGAGAGCGCGCGUGCCAUGGUCUAUCACCCUGCCGGGUGGCAGUGGGCAACUCUGUCGCGCAACAAGCGCGUCACAGCGCCAGACUGGUGGCAAGAUGUGCGCGAGGUCGAGCUGGAACUCGUGCCUGGAGUUACAUAUCCCCCCGGAGCAAUCUGCGCCCUACAGCCACGAUGCUCGGACGAAGAGGUCGACACCUUCCUUGAGUGUAACAGGCUCGAGGCUGAAGCGGACAGGGUGUUCGUAAUUCGCUCCACUGUGCCCGGUCAACCACUCCCCGCUCACCUGCCGUCGGGGGCUACAACGCUGCGCACUCUGCUGACCCACCAUUUGGACCUACGAUGUCCACCACGGAAGAGUUUUUUCGAGUGGCUGCGGCGCCUGAGCACCGAUGAGCGUGAGCAGGAAAGGCUCGACGAGUUUAUCACGGAUCCUGACGAGAUUCAUGACUACGCCACGCGCCCCAAGCGCUCCAUUCUCGAAACCCUAGCCGAUUUCCGCGAGACUACCAUCCCAAUGUCGCACGUCCUCGAGAUUCUCGGCCCGCUGCGACGGCGACAGUUCUCCAUUGCGAGCGAUUCUGGAGCGCACCCGGGCAAGAUCCAGCUGCUCAUCGCCUUGGUCGACUACAAGACCAAUCUCAAAAUACCUCGCAUUGGACUAUGCUCCUCAUGGUUGGUAACGCUACCCGAAGGCACACGCAUUCCUUACACCCUGCUUUCUCCGACACUUCAUCUCCCAGCAGACGACGUGCCAGUAAUUCUUGUCGGCCCGGGAACGGGCGUAGCACCCAUGCGCGCUUUUCUAGAAGCACGUCUGCGGCGAGGCGCAGCGAAGGAUACGGCUCUCUACUUCGGCUUCCGCUCCCGUACAGCCGAUCUGUACUUUGCUGAUGAUUGGGCGGAAGCUGAGGCUAAGGGGGCGCUUGUGCGCCUCGCUGCCUCGCGAGACGGCAAGGACAAGGUGUACGUGCAAGAUCUCAUCCGUCAAGAUGCGACCAUGAUCAACGACUGGGUAACCAAGCGUGACGCUCACGUGUUUGUCUGUGGGUCUUCAAACGCCAUGCCUCGUGCCGUGCGUGAAGCGAUCGCAUGGUGCAUCAGCUCCGAAGGUGCGGGCACGCUCUCUGUCACUGAGGCAGAGGCUUAUGUGGAUGCGAUGUUCGAUGGCGACCGUGGAGGGGAGGAGAGCUGGUAGAGCAUGAGCAGAGCGGUCUCUCGAGUUGAGACAUUCUCGACGUUUGAUUCAAAUGCAUGGACCAUGAAACGUCUCA
Molecule: messenger RNA, 2041 nt
Organism: Cutaneotrichosporon oleaginosum
Lineage: Eukaryota; Fungi; Basidiomycota; Tremellomycetes; Trichosporonales; Trichosporonaceae
Cellular component (GO): cytosol
Molecular function (GO): FMN binding; flavin adenine dinucleotide binding; oxidoreductase activity
Source: RefSeq, a predicted model, not a curated record